Molecule: messenger RNA, 2714 nt
Organism: Chara braunii
Lineage: Eukaryota; Viridiplantae; Streptophyta; Charophyceae; Charales; Characeae
Source: the annotation of a GenBank genome assembly
AGGGAAUGAACUCAGUCUCAUGUUCUGAUGGAGUUGAAGACAUGUUUGUCCAUGUUUGUCCCUGUGUGCUUUAAUGGAUACUAAUGGGUGUCAUGAUGUGUGAACCAAUGCAGGCAGAGCUGAGGGCAAAUAUAUUCGAGGUGAUUGAGGAGAAUGAUCAAGACAGUGGUGGUGGCGACAACGGCGUAGUCAGUGAGGCAAUGACUGGAUGCAACCAGCAGGCAAGGGCGUUGCACUCCAGUACUCUUGGCAAACUCUUGGCGGACUUGGUUUGUGAGUACUUGGAGUGGUGUGAACUGGAUCACACUCUUAAGGUCUAUAUACCAGAAUGCAACUUGCAAUCGAAGUACCCAAAACGUGUGGAGCUGGAGGAGGAGCUGGGAAUUCCUUCAAUGGUGGAAAGCGGGCACUUUUCAACGAGGCCUUUGCUGGCAAUUAUUCUAGAGUCUUACUGCAAGAUGGUGGCUUUGCAUAGUGGGGUGAUAAGGAACGGUCAUGGUGGCCACAGAGUGGUGAUCCCAAAUCCAAAGGCCUGGAGUGGCCUACGAGCGCAUGAUGGUGCGGAGAACGGCGGCCAAGAUCAUGGCAGAAAUAUCGAAAGUGCUGGCCACAGUGGCAAGAAAAUGGGGACGGAGGAUAAACCUUCAAGAACUCAGCAGGAGUCUCGCCAAGAUGCUGUGAUGGUACAGCGAACGCAUUCCAACGGGGCUGUGCCAAGCAGCGCUGGCAGUGAUGUAGUAGCAGACCAUGCUCCCGAUCAGGAAAGGCCAGCUGUUGAUGCUGGCAAGCAGGUUGACAGUCGUCAACAGCGGAGUGAGGUUCAUGCAGCUGAUGCCCCGGCAAGCAGUGCAGAGGAUCAGCGGAGCACCACACGAUCAUCACUGUUGGGGCCUUUGCCUCCUAUUCGACCUGGAAGACGAUCAAUGGGUGUUACUCCUCUGCCCUCAUCAACUAAAAGCAGUGAUGCUUCUGCUGGUGGACCGAAUACGAGAGGAAGUGGUGCUGAGUCAAGAGGAGAGGCAACGAGGGAGAUGGCUUCAGCAAGCCACCCAGCAGGUGUUGCUGGCCAUGGUGCUGCUGCUGAGAGAGGCAAUGAGAAAGACAAGGGGAGUUCUGGGAGCACAGGUGCUGAUGACCAUUCGAGAGGUUUCACUGUAACGAGGACCAGCAGUGGCAAGGUUGAUACAGCAGGCAGUGGACAACCGAUAAUUGAUAAAGAUGAAAUGGAACGGCGAUCUAGCAUCAGGCAAUUAGCUACCGAGGCCGCAUUCCUAGAUGCGAAGGCAUCCAACACGUCGUGCAAGGACGUGGAGGAGAUUUUGCGAGGCGGAGGAGGAGGUCGUACAAGGGGGAGGAGGAGGUUUGAAGAGGGGGAGGAGUGGGUCGUGCAAGGGGGAGGAGGAGGUCGUGCGAGGGAGAGGAGCAGGUCGCAUGAGGAGGACGAGAGGUUGCAGGAGGUUGUGCAGACGUUGGAAGGGAGGUGCAAAGAGGUCGCGCGAGUGGGAUUAGGAGGUCAGAAGAGGACACAUGAGGAGGAGGAGGUCGUGCAAGGAGGUGUUGGAGGAGGUCGGAAGAGAGAAGGGAUGAAGGGAAAACUAGAUCGGGGGAUUGCAAAAUGCUUCGUGCACGAAAUGGAAAAGGGUGGGAAUAUGAAGGGUGGUCAUGAGAUGCUUUGCACCGUAGAGGGAGGGGAGGGGGAGCGUUCAAGGGGAGUUUCCUCUUGCUUGCAAGAUGCUUUGCAUGGAGGGAGGGAUAAGGAAGUGGCAGGUGGUACUCCAAGAAGAAAGGAGUGUGAUGGGGGAGGGUGGAGGGGGAGUGUGGAGAGGAAGUGUGGGGGGCGGAUUGGGGUGUGGCGGGGAAGUGAGGGAGGGGGCCAUUGUGGAGGGAGAGUGUCAAGUAAGGGGAUUGGAAGGAGGAGAAGUAUGGAGGGUGAUCUCAAGAUGCUAUUGCACAGGAGGGGCGAGAUGGAGAGACUGAAGAAGAAGUCGUGGAAGAAGAUAUCGAGGUGGAUGGGUCGUCUACCGAAUAUGCUGGGGCAAGUGAUUAUUAAGAGCAAUGACGAAGAAGACGAGAAUCCGUUCUUCAUGACAGAUGUGCUGGGAAAGAAGGAGCCAGAAGACAUGACCGUGGACAGCUGAUUGACUCUCCACUGCUGCAAAUGUGCACUUGAAGUGGGUAUGGUGGAGGCGACGGGUGGAUCUUGGGUCCAAAGAUGUGAGACGAAAGAAGAGGAUCAUCUCUUUCUGUACCCUGCCCACCCCAUCAUUUGGAAAAAAAAGGGUCCCGGUUUCUGUACCCUGCCUGCCCCAUCAUUUAGAAAGAAGGGUAUCAAUCAUCUCUUUCUGUACCCUCACUGCCCAACCCAUGGUUCAAAAAAUAGGGUCCCCAUUUCUGUCAGCUUUAGCAAUAACCCAUUGUGCAAGCAUUAGCUACGCAGCACAUGUAGGCUUCUCUUAUACGACCCACAGCUCUUGUGUUCGCUUUUCAGGGUCAGGUUGUGUCUACGACCUGCAGCACCGUAACGGUCAGGUGGCUCUUUCAACCAACACGUGAUCACCUUUUCUUCUUUCUUUCUUAAAAAAAAAAAAAAAAAAAAAAAAAAAAGCAGGUCCUUAUGGUCCUGGGUUUUUAUCCAUUCUGGGGAGCAUCAAUCCAGUUACUUCCCCCCCACGCCCCCCCGGCAAGUCAUUUAAUAAUGAAUUAGCCCCGACAAA